GCCUUGACAGAGACCAACAAAACGUCAAAUUCGAACCGAUCCACCCUCUUUCCAUUUUCUUCCUCCUGUGAUCCCGUCCCCGUCGCGCCGCCAACCUGCCUCGCGACAUGCCCAGCGCCAACCUCAGGUCGCGCGCCGCCUUGGCCGCGUGCCUUGCGGUUCUCGCGGCGGCGGCGCUUCUCCACCGCAGGCGCCGCCGGAACCGGCCCCCUGCCUCGCCUCGCCGCCUCGUGGAGCUGCAGGGGCGCCCCCGCCGCGCCUGCGAGGAGGAGGAGAAGCCGCAGGGCCGGUUCAAGCGCGUGCUCGCUGACAACUCCUACUACCCCUUCAAGCACCUGCGCCGCCAGGGUGGACAGCCGGGACGCGAGGCCCCGCCGCCGCUGCUGGAAGAUUCGUCACAAAAAGUUCACCCGUUUGAGGAGGUAAUCACAUCUUUGCUGAACAAGCCCCCUGGUUGUCCUAGCUUAAUGCUGGCUAACCAAUGCCCAGAAAUGAGUACUUCAUACAAUUGGGUUGAUACAGAAGCUCAACUAGAGCAUCUGGCAAGAUUAUUGGGUGAGGAAAAAGCUUUUUCUGUUGAUACAGAGCAACAUAGCCUUCGGUCUUUCCUAGGAUAUACUGCACUAAUGCAGAUCUCUACCCAGAAGGAAGACUAUUUGGUAGACACAAUUGCAUUACAUGAUGUAAUGGGCAUUCUACGACCAGUUUUUGCCAAUCCUUCAAUCUGUAAGAUCUUCCAUGGAGCUGACAAUGAUGUUCUUUGGCUUCAGAGGGAUUUUCAUAUUUAUGUCGUGAAUAUGUUUGAUACUGCCAAGGCGUGCGAUGUUCUGUCAAAACCACAUAAAUCAUUAGCAUAUUUGCUAGAGCUAUAUUGUGGAGUGACCACAGACAAAACAAUGCAGCGUGAAGAUUGGAGAUUGCGUCCAUUGACACCAGAAAUGAUUGAGUAUGCUCGCAUUGAUGCUCAUUAUCUGCUGUACAUUGCAAAUUGUCUGACAUCAGAGCUCCACGCAAAAGACUGUGAUACUUCAGAUUCUUCCAAUGAUAAAAUCAGUUUUUUCUUCGAGGCUAGUCAUCGCUCAAAUAUGGUUUGCAUGCAACUGUAUACAAAAGAGAUUGAAUGUCCCCCUGGAGCUUCCACUGCAGCAUCUAUUCUCUCACGAAAUUUGCAAACUCAAGGACUUGACUCCAAAAAGUCUAGUGAAGUUAAGGAUCUUGUUUGGAAAUUUUGCGCAUGGAGGGACUUAAUGGCUAGGAUGCAUGAUGAAAGCUUACGAUAUGUUCUGUCGGACCAAGCUAUAGCUGCCCUUGCUGUUAAUGUUCCGAAAGGUCCGACAGAGGUGUCAGCUAUCAUAGCAGAAACUGAUUUAAGUACUUCAAGUGUGUACCCUUCCUUGUCAUCCCCAUCGCCUAUCGUUAUCGCUCAUGUUGAAGAACUUUGCUAUCUGCUUGAGGACACCACUGUCAGCAUGGACGACAUCUUCAAAAGUUUUCUAGAGAAGUAUAAAGAUCCAAGUGGAUUAUGUCGACUAUCGGUUUAUAAUUAUAACCUGAUAUCACAGCUAAGUUUGAAGCAAACAAAUAUGUUCUCCUUUGCUUCAAGUGGAGAGUUGUUGACAGCACCACCUAGUAAAAAGGCUUCCCGGGAGUUAUUCAUUAAAAAGUUCUCUUGUAAGUCCCCAGUAUAUCACAACUGCAGGAUCUAUGCUAGUGAUGGAAGACUGCUUUGCUACUGUGACCGCAAAAAGUUGGAAUGGUACACUCAACGUAAUUUGGCAAAAUUGAUAGAAGAUAAUCCUCCGGCAAUCAUGCUUCUGUUUGAACCUAAAGGUCGUCCAGAGGAUGAAGAUAAUGGAUUUUAUAUUCAGAGCAAGAAAAAUAUUUGCGUUGGAUGUGGAGAACAGAGUCACUAUAUCAGAUAUAGAAUAAUCCCAUCAUGCUACAGGAUGCAUUUUCCAGAGCAUCUGAAGAGCCAUCGUUCACAUGAUAUCGUACUUCUCUGUGUAGACUGCCAUGAAAUUGCUCAUUCAGCAGCUGAGAAGCACAAGAGGCGAGUAGCGGAAGAAUUUGGGAUACCCCUUUUUGUGCAAAAGAUAGUUAACUCGGGUGAUAUAAGUUUAAUAACUGAUGCAUCAGUAUCUGAAGAUAAAUCGAACAGAACAGGCGUCUCUCCUUUGCAGCUGAGGACUGCUGCAAUGGCUCUUCUACGACAUGGAUCCAAUAUGCCUUUGAAGAGAUGCGAAGAGCUAAUGCAGAUUGUGAAGUCAUACUAUGGUGGUAGGGAUGUGACUCCUGAAGAUUUGGAGAUGGCAUUACUUGUUGGUAUGAGUCCCCAUGAGCGAAGGCGUCUUGAAAAGAAAAAAGGUUAUUCGUUUAGAACUCAGGCUCAAAAUAUUAUAAGAAAGAGCAACCACAACACCAUCUUAGAAAACAGUGGACAUGAUUCAGAUAAUAGUCAUGCCUUAUCUGACCAAUUUCCAGAAGAUGGAACUGAGAGUAAUGGUCAACAAGAGUUUGAUGAAACAGAGAGUCAAAAUCAGCCAGAAGAUAAAACCUUGAGCCAAGUAAGCUCGAGUUUGCCAGUCAGUAUGGAUGAUUCCAAUUGCAAUCAUAACACGGCGACACUUGAGACAAACACUAAGCAGCAAGCAAGUGGCGCAUGUACUCCUGCAAACGGUCAUCUUGACAGGGAUCCUUGCAUCUUUGACAAUUCUAAUAAAGCCAUUUCGAAGAAUGAUGAGAAGAAGAUCUCCCUGUUGGGUCAUGGGCACCACGGCAAACAAGUUGUGGAGCUUUUGCUUUCCAAUGACGGGGAGGAAGCUAUUAACCAGUUUUGCCAAAGAUGGAGGCAGGUCUUUGUUGAAGCUGUUCACCCCCGCUAUUUACCGUCUGGCUGGAAUAUCAAGCACAGUGGACGGCGGGAUUUCGGUGACUUCAGUGUCUACAAGCCACCAAAGAAAGCUCAAUCUGAAAUCGAUUAGGCUACGGAUCUCUCCUAUACCUUCGCUGCCGUUGUACCCUGAGAGUUACAGGGGGGAAGAACGGUAAAAGUAAAACCAUCAGUGAACUAUACCUCAGCAUCUGGCACCUCUAAACCAUGUGUUAUAUACACUUGGGCUUGUUUGGGACACAGUAAUUUUACAGGAUUUUAGAAAACUGAAGAAAAAAAAUUCCCGUGUUUCAAACGGUUUCUGGAUUUUCAAGCAUCUGUUUUAGGAUAUCCUGAGCACAAUGCAAUCCCAGUAUCAGUUAAUCCCCCAAAAGAUUACUGGUCUCAUUUAUAUUUUAUUUGGCAAGAAAAAAUGAAGCGUGAAAUGCAGCAGCAGGAGGCAGGCAGCUGGGGCGAGCCACACAUGAUCCUCCCCCAUCUCGCCGUCACUGCCCCUCCACCACUCACCCGCGCUUGAAAACCCCACCAAGCUCACCUCUCUCCACCCAAACCCAAUCCAUCCAAACCCAUAUUUCCCUCCCUUCCAUUCCCCUCACUCUUCCACCUCCGCCGCCGGUGAUCCGCAUCGCCGCGGACCAGCCAUGUCGUGCUCCCACCUCUCUACCGCCUGGUCCUCCUCGGCGCUCGCCAGCACCUCCA
Molecule: messenger RNA, 3589 nt
Organism: Phragmites australis (common reed)
Lineage: Eukaryota; Viridiplantae; Streptophyta; Magnoliopsida; Poales; Poaceae
Product: protein RRP6-like 3
Exons: 13
Coding region: 108-2981 (957 amino acids)
Biological process (GO): exonucleolytic trimming to generate mature 3'-end of 5.8S rRNA from tricistronic rRNA transcript (SSU-rRNA, 5.8S rRNA, LSU-rRNA); TRAMP-dependent tRNA surveillance pathway; nuclear polyadenylation-dependent snRNA catabolic process
Cellular component (GO): nuclear exosome (RNase complex); nucleolus
Molecular function (GO): nucleic acid binding; 3'-5'-RNA exonuclease activity; nucleotide binding
Source: RefSeq, a predicted model, not a curated record